GAGAACAUAAAUAAAUGGUAAAAAAGUUGGGCAGAAUUUCUGGGUAAACUUCGUCACCCGGAACCAGAGGUUGCAGAGGCUCUCUCUCCUGGAAAAAUGGCUGAACAGAUUGGAAAAACAAAGCCAGUAGUGUCUUUUGAAUAUGAGCUCUUUGAAGGAGAUCCCGAUCACCUUAGAACCGUUGUGGCUACACCUACUCCGGAUGGUCCGUGGAUUGAGCCAGCGUCAUUGAAACUUAAGUACAGAAUUGGCCGAGGGCCUUUCGGUGAUGUUAGGUUAGCGACCCAUCACCAGUCAUCUCAUGAUUUUGAUGAAUAUCAUGAGCUGGCUCUUAAGGUGUUGCAUCCCUUGGAGAAGGACCACAUGCAGAAGUUCCUGGACAAGUUUGAAGAGCUAUUUUUCAAGUCCAGAGGGUUCCAUAACGUUUGUUGGCUGCACGGUAUCUCAAUUAUCGACGGAAAGAUCUGCAUUGCUAUGAAAGUUUAUGAGGGAUCAGUGGGUGAUAAAGUGGCCCAACUUAAGGGUGGCAAGCUUCAACUAUCUGAUGCUUUAAGGCACGGGGUACAGUUAGCAAAAGGAAUUCUAGAAUUGCAUUCAAUUGAGGUUCUGGUGCUGAAUCUGAAACCUUCUAAUAUUCUUCUGAAUGAAAACGACGAAACAGUACUAGGAGAUUUUGGGAUCCCAUAUUUACUUCUUGGAAUGCCAUUACGUAGUCCAGAUUUGGUUCUCAGACUUGGAACUCCAAACUACAUGGCCCCAGAACAGUGGGAACCAGAAGUGAGAGGUCCUGUAUCUUUUGAGACGGAUUCAUGGGGCUUUGGGUGUUGCUUUGUGGAGAUGUUGACUGGUGUUCAACCCUGGUCUGGCAAGUCAAUUGAAGAGAUAUAUCAUUUAGUUGUGAUCAAGAAAGAAAAGCCACAUAUUCCAAGUGGCUUACCUCCUGCCAUUGAAGGUGUUAUUAAUGGUUGCUUUGAGUAUGAUCUUCGUAAUCGACCCUUGAUAGCUGACAUACUACAUGUAUUUGAAAGCUCGCAGAAUGCUGUUCUCAGUGAAGGAGAAUGGUUUGGUUCCAGAACCAGUGCACUUUCUGGAAGAUCAAGAAGUGGUGGCCACACUGCAUGGUAUCUAUCUAAAGAUCAUCUUCUAGUUGGUGAUAUAGUUCGCUCAAGAAAGCCUUUGAAUGCCCGCAAACCUCAAACCAUGGAUGUCCCAGAAGGUACUGUGGUUAGUCUAGAGAGCAACUCUGAGAGAGAGAGUUUUGUUCUGGUGAAGCUUCCUGGAGUUCGGAACCCUGUAAGAGUACUCACCUCGACUAUAGAGAGGGUCACAUCUGGCUUUGCAAUGGGCGAUUGGGUGCGCUUGAAGGGGGAUUCCGGAAAACACUCUCCCAUUGGAAUCCUUCAUUCUAUCCAGCGCGACGGGGGAGUUGUAGCUGGAUUUAUUGGUUUAGAGACUCUUUGGAGAGGACAAUUAACUGAUCUCCAAAUGGCGAGCACUUACUACAUCGGACAGUUCAUAAGGCUAAAAGAAAAUGUCCGUUCUCCUCGCUUUGAAUGGCCUCGCAAGAGCGGUGGAGCGUGGGCCACCGGCAAGAUCUCGCAAAUCCUUCCAAAUGGUUGUCUUGUUGUGAAGUUCCCCGGAAGGUUUGUGCUUGGAGAUGAACCUCAUUGCUUCUUGGCGGAUUCAGCUGAAGUGGAAUUGGUGUCCUUUGAUACCUGUUCUGGAGUGGUGCACAAGUAUCAACAUGUUGAAGAUUUCCACUGGGCAGUGAGGCCACUUGCAAUCGCACUUGGUUUGUUUACAGCCAUGAAGUUCAGCUUAUUCGUCGGACGAACUGUGAGCACAGGGCUGAAGAAGGGCAGGAGGAAUUCGGUUCUGCAUAACGAUAGUUGUCAGGAUGGCCAGUCUGGAAGCACUGCAGCUUGGCUUCCACCACCAGUUGCAAAUCUCUUCAAAGAUGGUGCUACUGCUAGGUAAUCUUUCGCUGCCCUUGCUUUGGGGUUGUCUGCCAAACCUAUGGAAAAAGCAACAAAGUUAAUUCAGAGUGGAACGUAGGAAGGGCUUCAGCUUAUUUGCGUUGACUCGAAGGUCAUGUUGUGCUGGCAUCAAAUAAAUAAAUUGUUGUAUGUAAUUAAUCCGACUGUUUGUAUAUGUAUAUUGAAGCGCACAUUUACAUGCUGUCAAUGUGUAUAUAUGUGUGAAAAUUUGAAACC
Molecule: messenger RNA, 2213 nt
Organism: Morus notabilis
Lineage: Eukaryota; Viridiplantae; Streptophyta; Magnoliopsida; Rosales; Moraceae
Product: E3 ubiquitin-protein ligase KEG
Exons: 5
Coding region: 97-1977 (626 amino acids)
Biological process (GO): protein phosphorylation
Molecular function (GO): ATP binding; protein kinase activity
Source: RefSeq, a predicted model, not a curated record